Molecule: messenger RNA, 824 nt
Organism: Limulus polyphemus (Atlantic horseshoe crab)
Lineage: Eukaryota; Metazoa; Arthropoda; Merostomata; Xiphosura; Limulidae
Product: glutathione S-transferase 1-1-like
Exons: 5
Coding region: 252-683 (143 amino acids)
Biological process (GO): glutathione metabolic process
Molecular function (GO): glutathione transferase activity
Source: RefSeq, a predicted model, not a curated record
CAAAGAAACGUUCAAGUGUUUGGCGACCAUCUCUACCGCUCGGCAUGGAGGACUGAUCGGCAAAUAGUAGAAAUCUAUUGAUUUGGUUGUCAUUUUCAAGCAAGUGUUUUAAACUCUACAAUAGUUCAAUUGAAAAGGUUCUGAUAAAAGUAUUAGAACACUUGAAACCAGAGUUUCUAAAAAUCAACCCGAACCACAGCGUCCCAACAAUUGAUGACAAUGGCUUCAUCUUGUGGGAGAGUCGUCCAAUUAUGACCUACCUGUGGAACCAAUACUCUACAAAUGACAGCUUGUAUCCAAACGACCCGAAAAAGAGAGCAGAAGUGGAAAAAAUGCUACAUUUUGAUAUAGGAACAUUAUACAAGAGCAUUAUUGAAUACAUACUCCCUACGUUGCUACGUGGAGCACCUCUAGAUCCAGAAAAAGAGAAAGUUAUGAGACAGAAAAUAAAAAUACUGGACGAUAUUUUACAGAAACAACCCUAUGUAGCUGGACAAAACCUUUCUCUUGCUGACCUUUCUAUUCUCGCAGGGAUAACAUUUCCUGAAGUGGUUGACUAUGACCUCGGGGAAUUUUCAAACAUUCAGUUGUGGAUCAAGAAAAUGAAGGCAGAACUUCCAUACUAUGAAGAAUUCAUCAUCCAGCCAAUUGAAGAGUUUAAAACCACAAAGGCUAACAAAUGAACAUUCAUGAAUAAACUACAAGUGUCGACGGUUUCCUAAUAGUUUCCUUAUAUAAGAUUGAAAAAAAUACACUGGCUCUAAAAUGUCCACGUGUAAUUUAUUUGUUUGAAUAAAAUAAUCAAGACAUUGUCGAAUAAAAAA